AUGGUUGACCUACAUACCUUUGAUGUUACCGGGUUUAUGGACAGGGGUGAUGUUUCUGUAGGUCCUCGAGAAGGAGGAUAUGCAUGGUAUCCUUCUUGGAUUAUGCGGGAUUGGGACCCGAUCAUGCAUGACUGGUGUAAGGCAUCAAAUACGGGCGAAACCAGCAGCGACGACGGGGAGGAGGAGGAUCCUGCUGUAAAGGAUACUGAGGCAGCCCGAGUCGUUCACAAUCUUUCUUCACAUCCCGAAGAUGCAGAUAUCACUCGCCAUUCUCAUAUCUUUGAGGCGGUUCAUAUCGCACUCAAUCAGCCAGAGCUAUCAGCUGAAAUCAUGUACAAACUCAUCAAGUACGUAUUCAAGAAGAAAUGGGUUAUCAUGAGGGACCUACUGCUCGGAAUCGAACAGGGUGACUGGAUGAAAGAUUCAUAUAGAGGUGACGGCGAAAGUUAA
Molecule: messenger RNA, 450 nt
Organism: Guyanagaster necrorhizus
Lineage: Eukaryota; Fungi; Basidiomycota; Agaricomycetes; Agaricales; Physalacriaceae
Exons: 2
Coding region: 1-450 (149 amino acids)
Source: RefSeq, a predicted model, not a curated record